Molecule: messenger RNA, 1109 nt
Organism: Symbiodinium necroappetens
Lineage: Eukaryota; Dinophyceae; Suessiales; Symbiodiniaceae
Source: the annotation of a GenBank genome assembly
GAGUGCCACCCCAUUCUGCUGCGACACCAGCACCAGCUACCCCUGUGGCACCGUCACGCACCGAAGAGCCGAAGACUGCUCAGGCACUAAGUGUGGUCGCAGCAUCCGUGGUACCAGGCUCCACUGCACCGGUGGUCGCCAAGGGUCCACCUGCGGUGCCGACACGCAUGCCGCCGCCGCCAGUCCCCGAGAAGCCUGCCAACAACUCAAGCCAGGAAACCCUGACGACUAUGCUGGCGACUUUCCUAACCCAAGUUGUUUCCCAAGGUGGCGGGACGGAUCCUGCCAAAUUGGCAGAGAUUACACAGUCGAUGUCAAGCAUCGUGGCACAGGCCAACACCCAACAUGUUGCCGAACCUGCCGGCACGAACGCCGCGACUCCCACCCCGAGCAAGCAAGGAGGCCAGAUCAUCGAGAACCCGCCUGUGCCCCCGAAGGCAGGUAACCCUCUCGCUCUGGAGUGCGCCAUGCGCUUCAGGCGCCAGCGCGAAGAGACGGAUCAGGACGAAGGCAAAUACUAUCCAUGGAAGGAUACUGUCGCUUUCCAUGAUGGUGAUGCCACCAAAGCGCUAGAGUUCAUAUCCCGCCGGCGAUUGGAACCAAAAGGGACCUCGUCCUGCCGCAACAAUCCUGGAACGGAGACCUUCCUGUAUUAUGGCCUGCAGACGAGAACGCUCACACAGCGGACCCUCGACGAGAUUGCCGUGGACAUGGGAUGCAGCCCCUCGUAUGCGGCGUCGGUGUGCUCCAUGCUGGACGGGGAAACUGCGAUGCCAAGCGGCAUCAUCAACGAGGAUCCGAACCCAAAGCCACCGCCGCCCAAGCCAGAGAAUAAGAAAAACCGCAAUGGUGGGAAUGGUGGGCAGAAUGAGGGGGCGAACGCCACGACCAACACAACCGAAAAUUUGCCAAACAAGAAAGCCCGACCCGCGAAGCCCCAGGGAUCAGACCUUGAGCUGCACGUGUGUGGUGACGACACGGGAGCCUUCGUGAAGAACUGGGUCGCUGCAGCCAACAAUGCCCAGGGACAGGCGACAAGAGUCUGUGGUGAGCUACCUGUCUGCAUGGGCUCAGAACUGCGCAGGGUGUCUAUUGUGAUUUUUUACUGA